This is a messenger RNA of Coprinopsis cinerea okayama7#130, 345 nucleotides long. RefSeq lists its product as hypothetical. NCBI's taxonomy places the organism in Eukaryota, Fungi, Basidiomycota, Agaricomycetes, Agaricales, Psathyrellaceae. The record is from RefSeq and is a predicted model, not a curated record. Bases 1 to 345 code for a protein of 114 amino acids. The transcript is spliced from 2 exons.
AUGGCAGGCAGAGUAUCUGGCACCGACGAUUCUUUCUACGCAGAAGCCACCGCCGUCACCCGUGGCCCCGUUUGGGCCCCGUAUCAAGUCGUCGGGAAUAUCAACUCGACUGUCUCGACAUGCGCCUGUGCCUGUGGUGAAGAUUACGAGAAUGGAUGCGCUGAUUACCUCUUUCGCAGAAGAACAUACGGCAGGACAAACAUAAGGGACCGACGACAUGACAUUUCGCUGUGUUACUACACGGAGAAACUGGCGCAAGAACAAGAGUGGAUUUGUUUGCGUGUACUGGAAAAGGAACAAUGGUGGCAGGGAACUGAUGAUCAGAAAGGCAAGCGGGCGCUUUAA